AUGGUGAAGCGCGAGAAGCAGCAGGCGCUCCCCGAGCAGGAGGAGCCGGAGCGCAAUGAGGAAGAGAAGAGCAGCGAGGAGGAGUCCAAGGGAUCGGAGGAGGUUCCUGCGAAGGACACCCUCAUGGCAAGCGAUAACGAGGGUUGGAUCCAGGUCGGUGACGGCAAGAAGAUCGGCAAGCGCACCAACAUCCAGCGCCUUGGGUACAAGGGCAAGCGCGGUGGCCCCAACAAGGGCAAGAAGAACGGCAGCGGUCUGGCCAUUCGGAGGAGGAGAAGGUCCGCCUCAUGA
This is a messenger RNA of Klebsormidium nitens, 291 nucleotides long. Lineage: Eukaryota; Viridiplantae; Streptophyta; Klebsormidiophyceae; Klebsormidiales; Klebsormidiaceae. The record is from the annotation of a GenBank genome assembly.